GCUGCCACGUACAGUGUAGUUUGAAACCGAUAACUUGACUGAUUGUAGAGAUGUUUUGAUCAACRAGAUUCCUAGUUUUAUGCACUAUUUAGCCUUUCUGUAUCCUUAUAGACAUCAUGCUUCCAUUCUCUAGUAAGGACAGCUACAAAGGCGACGAUUUUAAGCCAUCGAUACGACUGAGAAAUCGUUUGAUUGAAUGGCUCAAGGCUAUUUUUUCAAGUCCAAGCUCCAGAAAUCUGUUCUUUUUCUUACUUCUUAAUCUCUCGUUUGCCUUUGUCGAAUUAUCGUAUGGGAUAUGGACUAACAGUCUUGGCUUGAUCUCCGACUCAUUUCACAUGUUCUUUGAUUGUACUGCACUUCUUGCUGGUCUUAUAGCUUCAGUUAUCUCUAGAUGGGGUAAAAAUGAAAGGUUUUCAUAUGGGUAUGGAAGAGCUGAAGUUAUGGCAGGAUUUGUGAAUGGCUUGUUUUUAAUAUUUGUAGCUUUUUUCAUAUUUUCUGAAGCAGUGGAGAGGGCACUUCAUCCACCUGAAGUAAAGCAUGAGCGUUUAUUUGUAGUGUCAGUUUUAGGAUUUUUUGUCAAUCUUAUUGGAAUAUUUGUCUUCCACCAUGGACAAGGAGAACAUGGGCAUUCCCAUGCAAAAUCUCAUCAAGUAAAAUCAUGGAAGGAGUAUUUUUACAUGUCUUAGCUGAUACUCUCGGCAGUGUAGGAGUCAUAAUAUCUGCCAUGUUAAUUCAUCAAUUUGGUUGGAUGAUGGCAGAUCCUAUUUGCUCAAUGUUUAUAUCUGUACUAAUAGUAUUUAGCGUAAUACCUCUACUAAGAGACUCCACAGGAAUCCUAAUGCAGAGGACACCGAAAUCCUUGGAGAGCGUUCUUCAUAUUGCCUAUCAAAGGGUUAAUCAGUUAGAAAAUGUGUACAGUAUACAAGACCCUCAUUUCUGGACUUUAGACAGUGAGAAUUCUAUUGGAACACUUCGCCUACUAGUGGCACCCAAUGCCGACACGCACAAGAUCCUCAGUGCAACUCAYCAUAUAUUCAACGAGGUUGGUGUCAAGCAGCUUUACGUCCAAAUAGAGAAUUCGUUUUAAAAAGUUCGCAAACACCUUGGAUCUUUCAUGGACACAGCAGUGUACAGAUUCCAAUGAACAUAAAAAUAUACUUUGGWUCUUUCUGAAAUGUUUUAUUCGAAAAUYGCAGUUAUUGUAAAUGCAGUUUUUAUGUCAGUGAAACAACUCUUGAAUGGCAUUGGAAAGAGCCAAAUUCAACCCCACUGGGAGGGGUGGUGAUAUAGGAGUGGGAGGGGAGGGUAAAACUAACUUUUAGAUAAGUUAUAUCCUAUAUAAUAUWAUUAUGAAUAAAAGUGAAAUACUGGAAGUGUGAUAUACAGUAUUUGAAAUUAAAAAUAGAGAAAAAAUGUAAAUAGAGAAAAAAUGUGCUGUUUACUGUGAAGUACUAAUAGGUAGAAAAUGAGUAAUGUUGACUAUCAAAUAAAAAGACUUUUGCAAGAACAGCAAAA
Messenger RNA from Exaiptasia diaphana, 1515 nucleotides. RefSeq names its product zinc transporter 7. NCBI's taxonomy places the organism in Eukaryota, Metazoa, Cnidaria, Anthozoa, Actiniaria, Aiptasiidae. Gene Ontology annotation, biological process: intracellular zinc ion homeostasis; zinc ion transport; transmembrane transport. The record is from RefSeq and is a predicted model, not a curated record. Gene Ontology annotation, cellular component: membrane; Golgi apparatus. Gene Ontology annotation, molecular function: zinc ion transmembrane transporter activity.